AUGGAGACCACCGAAGGGAUCAAGAUAAAUGGUGAAAAUAUAAAUAAGAUCCGUUAUGCUGACGAUAGUCAUUAUCGCUGAAAGUGAGACAGACCUGCAGACGUUACAAAACACAAUGUGUGAUACUGGGGAACAGUUUGAAUUAACAAUAAACAUAAAGAAAACAAAAACCAUGGUUAUCAGUAAGAGGGGCAAAGUCAUUACAAAGAUCCAGAUAAAAAAUGAAGAUAUUGAGCAAGUGGACAAAAUAAAAUACUUAGGAGUCUGGAUUACGGAAGAUCUAAAUCCGAAAUCAGAAAUUCGCUCAAGAAUAGAGCAAUCAAGAGCAUCCUUUUUGAAGAUGAAAAAAUUUCUGUGU
Messenger RNA from Diabrotica balteata, 358 nucleotides. The record is from the annotation of a GenBank genome assembly. Lineage: Eukaryota; Metazoa; Arthropoda; Insecta; Coleoptera; Chrysomelidae.